GCGAGGAUAAAUCUUGCUGUUGCGAGUCUGUCAUAAGGUUCAGUCGAAUAAGUAUUGUUUAUAUAUCUGUUUGAUGUUGUUUUCCAAAUAUCUUGAGAAUAACGAAAUUAGGAAUUAUGUAUUCAAGAAAAAAGCACAAUGUACUGUAUGUUAAACCGGAAGAACCAAAAUUUCUACGAGACAUGAAAGAACAAAUUGGGUACAAGGAAGGUCCUACUGUUGACACAAAGAGAGAAGUGUUACCAGAAAUUUCUGAUAAUGAUGAUGAUGACAGAGAAGAGAGAGCUGACGAGAAGCCUGUUGUCGUUGUGGUAAAAUCUGGUGAUUUAACAGCGGAAGAAGCAAAUGCUUUUAAAAAACAGAAAGACGAAGAAGAAAAUAAUACUCGUGCUGAUCUAUCUAAAAAGGUCGUAUUUCGCAAGACCAAAGCAACAGAAACAGAGAAAGAAAGUGACGCGACUGUCACAGAUAAACCUGUAAAAAAGAAACCAAGAAGAGAAAAGCAGAAAGUUGUAUUAUCCUUUGAUGCUAAUAAUGAUGAUGACAACUGAGAGAGUGCAAGCACCCAAUUAGAAAGUUCAGGGAAGGAAAAUAGAAAAUAUUUCUAUUAUCAUAGUUUGUAAAUUGUUUAUGAAAUAUGAAAAAGAAACUACAGUAAAAUGUAAAGAGGGCAUGUAAG
Molecule: messenger RNA, 679 nt
Organism: Pseudomyrmex gracilis
Lineage: Eukaryota; Metazoa; Arthropoda; Insecta; Hymenoptera; Formicidae
Exons: 4
Coding region: 117-551 (144 amino acids)
Source: RefSeq, a predicted model, not a curated record